Messenger RNA from Symbiodinium necroappetens, 2661 nucleotides. The record is from the annotation of a GenBank genome assembly. NCBI's taxonomy places the organism in Eukaryota, Dinophyceae, Suessiales, Symbiodiniaceae.
AUGGGACGGAACCACGAGCAGUUUCCAAUCCUACGUGGAAGCUGCCGUUUUAUUCGAGCAGGGCACGCCAUACCACAAACGGUACCUUUGUGGCCCAAGCUGCAAGCAGAACUGUCGGGGACAGCCAGACGCCACGUGGUUGGCCAGAGACCCGACUGGCUCUCACAUGGCCAAGGCGUGAACACGCUUCUUCAACACUUGAGGAAGUGUUUGGGGAAGCCUCAGCUUCCGGAGCUGACGGAGCUCCUCGCGCAGUACUUCAAGGGCUCCCGCCGGUACCAUGGCGAGGGCAUGGGCAGCUACAUCUCCCGCAAGUGCGAGCUCUACAUCCGUGCACAACAAGCUAUGAGCCGAGUACAACCCCACCACGACACUACCGGGCCUCAGAGGGGGAAGGGUCGUGGAAGCUACGCGACAAGUGACUAUGGUGGUUACUACAGCCGGAGAAGUAGUGUGGACUCACAGGUGAGCGAGAGUGGCACGGAUGCGGGCACGCAGGAGACACAACCAGCAGCACCCACAGCUACCCCAGCCACCGAAACGCCGGCGACCGUGAACGAGGAGACGGCGUGGAGCACAAACUCGUGGAGUUGGUCAGGCAAUCCAUGGGCCUGGCAGAGCUGGGGAUGGAACGCAGCUUGGGCAGGGAGUAUGUAUGACUCCUGGUCCUGGAACCAGGGCUCCGAGACGGGCAAUGACGGAGGGGAACUCCCAGAACUGGUUCCGGAGUUCGUACAAGCAUGGUUCCUUUUACAGGAUGCUGGGCUGGAACAAAGCGAGAAGAAUCUCGUCCUCACGGCGAUCAAGGGCGAGAUGAAUCUACAGAAGAUGGCACAGGAACUGAGGACACAGUUCCCCGAGCACGAGCUCAAGAAGCGGGACGGCCAGCGCCGUCAUCAUCAGGGGCUCGUGGGAAUGACGGCAGACGAGGACCAGUACGACGAGGAUGGCGACGAGGCCAGUCACGACCUUGCCUUCGAGGCCGAGGAAGAGCUCAAUGAUGAGGGCUACGCCUUGUGGAGCAGCGCGGCCGAGGAGGCGGACCAAGCUUAUGCGGCCAUGCAAGGAGCGCGACGCACCUUGAAGGAUGCCAGGGAGAGGCAGAAGCAAGUGCGGCUGAACCGCCGCUACUAUCGCGGCCCAGGUGGAGGCAAGGGCAGCGGCAGCAGCGGCCCUCGAGACGACUCCAAGAUUAGCUGCUUCAAUUGCGGACAGCUGGGGCACCGGACAGCCAACUGCCCCAAAAAGAAGGCACCUGGGGGGCCACCCGAGAACAUGGCGCCCUUCGUGUGCUAUGCAGGCUACCAGGAGACCGCGACUGAGGAGCAGGCCUUGAGCACCAGCCGCCCCUCUACCCAGGAAGCCAUCCUUCAGGGCAAGUGUGUCGUGGACAGCGGGGCUACGAAGAGUCUGGGUUCUAUCAAGGCGCUGGAGUGUGUGAUGCAAGGAGCCAAGGGGGUCGUAAAUCACAUCGACCUGCAGGACCGGCCCCGUUUCGGGUUCGGCAACAGCUCCGAGGACACGUGCAUCUCCACGGUGCACUUGAAUGUCAGCGCAGGUGGAAAACCGGGGACACUCAAGGUGCACGCGCUGGAUGCGGGCGAGGGGCCUAUCUUGUUUUCCAUCGAUGCCCUUCGAGCCUUGGGAGCGGUAGUGGACUACAGUGCUGACUUGAUGGUUCUCAGAAACCUUGACCAGCGUCAGAUCAUCCGCCUGGAGCGAUCAAGUGCAGGGCACCAGCUGUUCCCCCUCACCGAGGACUUCUACAAGUAUGCCGAGACCGCCAUCAUGGAUGUGCCCAGUUUGGAAAGCUAUGUACAGAAGCGUAGGAAUGAUAGCGUCAAGCUUCCGGUAGUCUUCCGCCUCAGCACCACGUGUCGGCCGCCCAGAACCAUGACGGAUCUCUCUCGCGAGGAGCUUCGACUGGCUCUGGCACAGUUGGGGGAGCAACCUCCCAGCAGCUGGACCAAGGUCGAGUUGCGACUGAGGUUGGAGCAAGUGUCCGGGGAGGACAUGAGUCAGAAGAUCAAGAAGAAGCCAGCCGACCGGUCGCCCUACGAGAUCCUGGUGGCCCAACUCAACGCGUCGAGCAAGAACAAACGGAGUUUGAUCAAGUUCUGCGAGACCGAGCUCCGGAUGGCCAAUCUGGAUCAAUGGAGCAUUCCGCGGAUUCAACACGAGGCCAUGAAGGAGAUCUACCAACAUGCCGAGGCGCACCCCUCGGACCUGGUGGGCUUCGGAGCGCAUGCGGCUCUGACAUACCGCCAGAUUCAUCGCGAUCAAGAGGGAUACUGUCGUUGGGUUCAGAAGGAGCACAAGGCUCGGCCCCGCGAAUGCGAUCCCCGACUGGCACGCCUGGCCAAUUGGCUGGCCAAGGAGGACGACAUCGAGAUGAAGGCGCCAGCCUCCAAGAUCGACUUGCUCAAGCUCACCGGGACGAAGACGAAGGGCUACAACGAGGUAGCGGGCUCGUCCGGAGACUCCGAGAGUCUUCUGAAGAGCAUGUACGAGACGAUCGAGGGCCUCAAGGAGGAGAUUGCGUCUCUCAAGGGCGAGCCACAGCGGAAGACCGCCGUGGGACGUGGCUCCAACGAGGAUCCCAAGUCGCCGAGGAACAGCUCGACCAAGUCGCCGGGGCCGAAGAAGGACCCGAUCUCCUGA